This is a messenger RNA of Betta splendens (Siamese fighting fish), 1589 nucleotides long. RefSeq names its product cyclin-dependent kinase 20 (gene cdk20). The coding region runs from base 340 to 1374 and encodes 344 amino acids. The record is from RefSeq and is a predicted model, not a curated record. Gene Ontology annotation, molecular function: cyclin-dependent protein serine/threonine kinase activity; ATP binding. The transcript has 8 exons. Gene Ontology annotation, biological process: protein phosphorylation. Gene Ontology annotation, cellular component: nucleus. NCBI's taxonomy places the organism in Eukaryota, Metazoa, Chordata, Actinopteri, Anabantiformes, Osphronemidae.
GUUAUCCAUAAAAGCUUCUUUAAAACCAUACGACAAACGGAAAAGGAGGCACUUUAGAUAGGACGUGCGUUUCCUGUGCGUGUUGGAUACAUGAAUAGUGUCACCGGCAGCAGUUUAACCAGGGCGCACAGUUUUUGCUGAAUUGAAAGGUUUAUCUGAAAUUUCCCAGCUAACCCAGCUAGCCGGUUACCAAGGUAACAUUGGCCGUUAGGCGUUCAUUGGUUUCAAAGUAAACAAUAUUUCAUUCUAGGCCAAGCAAUAUACAGUAACUGCAUAUAGAUGCACCGUAUAUAUGAAGUCCGUAAAUAAACAUUACGUUUCACAUGUGAACCUUGGUACAUGGAGCAGUAUAGUAUUCUGGGCCGGAUCGGAGAAGGAGCCCAUGGCAUCGUAUUCAAGGCCAAACACGUCGAGACAGGGGAGACUGUGGCUCUAAAGAAAGUGGCUCUGAGGAAGCUGGAGGAUGGCAUCCCCAACCAGGCUUUGAGGGAAAUCAAGGCCCUGCAGGAGAUCGAGGACAACCAGUGUGUUGUGAAGCUGAAAGACGUCUUUCCUCAUGGCACUGGCUUUGUUUUGGUGUUUGAUUUCAUGCUGUCUGACCUCUCUGAGGUCAUCAGGAACUCUGAGCAAACUCUGACCCCGGCUCAGGUCAAAGGUUACAUGAUGAUGCUGCUGAAGGGCGUCACUUUCUUGCAUCACAACAACAUCAUGCACCGGGACCUGAAGCCAGCAAACCUCCUCAUCAGCUCCUCAGGUCAUCUGAAGAUCGCAGACUUUGGUCUGGCCAGACUGUUCAGUGAGCAGGGAGAGAGACUGUACAGCCACCAGGUGGCCACCAGGUGGUACCGAGCUCCUGAACUUCUGUAUGGAGCCAGAAAGUACGACGAAGGUGUCGAUCUUUGGGCGGUGGGCUGCAUCUUUGGGGAGCUGCUGAACUCAUCUCCUUUGUUUCCCGGAGAGAACGACAUCGAACAGCUCUGCUGUGUCCUCAGAGUCCUGGGAACACCGACGCAGGAUACCUGGCCUGAGAUAGUGGAGUUACCAGAUUACAAUAAGAUCACGUUCAAGGAGAACCCAGCCAUCCCAUUAGAAGAGAUUGUCCCAGACACGCCCCCUCAGGCCAUCAGUCUACUCUACAAGUUCUUGGUGUAUUCGUCUAAGCAGCGCUGCUCAGCCAGACGGGCCCUCCUCCAUCCCUAUUUCUUUUCCUCCCCCCUUCCUGCUCAUCACUCAGAGCUGCCUAUCCCUCACUUGGGGGGACACCCCCCCCGCCAGCGCCUGCAGCCUCCAUCUCUCGAUCUCUCUGUGGAUCUGCCCCUGCAAAACAACGUGGUGGACCCCACGCUGUUGCAGGGACACGCCACCUGCCUCUGAUCAAGAAAACUGUUGAAUGAUUUUAUUUAUAGACUUUUGUUUAGUUAUGCAGUGUGUAACUAUAUAACUUGGAGAAUACAUUUUAUUUAAAGCCUAAAGAGUCCUAGAGUUUCAUUGAUUUAGAGAACAUGAAUUAAUUAAAACCAAAAGAACAAUUUAUUGUCUAUCAAUUAAGAGAUGCUGCACUUUGGUUGAAUACAUUUUACAGCAACAUG